AUGGUUGCCGUGAUUGUGGAUCACAGAGUAAGAGUAGCCGCUGUCGCUGCAGUUGCCGCUUUCUUGCUCGUCUUACUGGGAACAAACUUCAUGGAUGAAGUUGAUGGUGCUGAACUGGCUAGGAAGAGCAUGUCUGAACCAGUGAACUCUGCUUCUGGACUAGUUCCUGACCGCUUCCCCGCUGGAUUGGGCUAUACCGCACAAGCAGCAGAGGACCCUUUUACUGGGAAGCCACUUUUGAGAAGAGAUCCGAUUCAUCCUGGGAAGGUCAUACUAACGAGACUGGCGAAAUCGCGAAGGGAUGCUUACUAUGCAUGGUUGAGGCGUCAUCGCAAAAACCCUCUCUUCAACAGGUUCGUUCACAACAGCCAAGAAAGUCUCGGGUCUGCAUUCUCGAUCCAUUCGAUCUUACACGAUAUAUUUGGGACCCCGAAGAAGUGA
This is a messenger RNA of Guillardia theta CCMP2712, 441 nucleotides long. RefSeq lists its product as hypothetical. The record is from RefSeq and is a predicted model, not a curated record. The transcript has a single exon. The coding region runs from base 1 to 441 and encodes 146 amino acids. NCBI's taxonomy places the organism in Eukaryota, Cryptophyceae, Pyrenomonadales, Geminigeraceae.